UCCAUAUCUCUCUCUAACCCCCAAACCCAAGAGAGCUAGAGAGAGAGAGUUGUGGAGACAAAGAAAACAGAAACUGAACAUCACACCACUUCAACAUUUUCUUUAUCCACCACAAUCUUUUUUUCUUUUCACCAAAAUACAUUUACUCUAAACAUUUGUUCAAUUCAAUCCAAAAUUGAACACAAAAAAUGGACGGAAUGGAGAAAUUAAGAACUACAAGUAGGAGAGUGAGCACGAACAUGAACAGAAGCAUAAGCAGAAGCUUUAGCCGAAGCAUGGACGACGUGUUUUCCGGGGGACGACAAUCUAGACGAAGCAGUCGACAUGCUGAGGAAGACGAAGAGGCUUUAAAAUGGGCUGCCAUUGAAAAAUUGCCAACUUAUGAUAGGUUAAGGACAACUAUCAUGCAAACUUUUGAGGAUAACGAUGAAUUUCAAGGAGUUCAUAAACAAGUUGAUGUUGCUAAGCUUAAUAUGAAUGAUCGACAAAUGUUCAUUGAUAAGAUUUUUAAGGUUGCUGAAGAAGAUAAUGAGAAGUUCUUGAGAAAAUUUCGACAGAGGAUUGAUAAGGUUGGAAUAAAACUUCCAGCUGUGGAAGUUCGAUAUGAACAUUUAACAGUUGAAGCAGAAUGUCAAAUUGGAAGCAGGGCUCUUCCAAGUCUGCCAAAUGCUGCAAGAAAUAUUGCAGAGUCAGUUAUAGGUUUAUUUGGAAUUAAUUUGGCUAAGACCACAAAACUCACUAUUCUUAAAGAUGCCUCUGGCAUUUUAAAACCAUCAAGAAUGACUCUACUAUUGGGUCCUCCGUCCUCCGGGAAAACGUCCCUUUUGCUAGCAUUGGCCGGAAAGUUGGACCCAAGUCUUAGGGUAAGUGGAGAGAUAACCUACAAUGGGUAUAAAAUGAAUGAGUUUGUGCCUAGAAAGACAUCAGCAUAUAUUAGCCAAAAUGAUGUUCAUGUUGGAGUCAUGACAGUAAAAGAAACCCUAGAUUUCUCUGCCAGAUGUCAAGGAGUUGGAACUCGACAUGAUCUCUUGAGUGAGCUUGCAAGAAGAGAAAAAGAUGCAGGAAUAUUUCCUGAGGCUGAAGUUGACCUUUUCAUGAAGGCAACUGCAAUGAAAGGAGCAGAAAGCAAUCUUUUUACCGAUUACACUCUCAAACUCUUAGGUUUGGAUAUUUGUAAGGACACAAUUGUUGGAGAUGAAAUGCUUAGAGGAAUUUCUGGUGGUCAAAAGAAAAGAGUAACAACAGGAGAAAUGAUUGUUGGACCUACAAAAACAUUAUUCAUGGAUGAAAUUUCAACUGGGCUAGAUAGUUCAACCACAUUUCAGAUAGUAAAAUGCAUGCAGCAAAUUGCUCAUCUUACUGAGGCCACAGUGUUGAUGUCUCUGCUUCAGCCAGCUCCAGAAACAUUUGAUCUGUUUGAUGAUGUUAUUCUAUUGUCGGAAGGCCGAAUCGUGUAUCAGGGUCCACGAAACCACAUUCUUGAAUUCUUCGAAUGCUGCGGAUUCCGAUGUCCUGAGCGAAAGGGCACUGCAGAUUUCUUGCAAGAGGUUACUUCAAAGAAAGACCAAGAACAAUACUGGGCAAACAAAAUGAGACCAUACAGAUACAUUUCAGUGCCUGAAUUUUCAGAAAGAUUCAAGAAAUUCCAUACCGGUAUGCAGCUAGAUAAUGAUCUCUCAGUACCAUUUGACAAGUCUCAAGGCCAUAAAGCAGCUCUAGCAUUCUCAAAAUACUCAGUCUCCAAAAAAGAGUUAUUCAAAACUUGCUGGGAUAAAGAAUGGCUACUAAUUCAAAGGAAUUCAGUAGUUUUUGUCUCCAAGAUUGUGCAACUUAUUAUAGUUGCAAUCAUAGCAUCAACCGUGUUUAUAAAGCCGAGAAUGCACACGAGGAAUGAAGGCGACGGGGCAAUGUACAUCGGCGCGGUUUUGUUUAGUAUGAUUUGUAAUAUGUUUAACGGUAUUGCUGAGCUUUCUCUGAUGAUUACGCGGCUGCCGGUGUUUUAUAAGCAGAGAGACCUUCUUUUUCAUCCACCUUGGACUUUUACUCUCCCAACUUUUCUGCUUCAAUUGCCUAUGUCCAUUAUUGAAUCUGUUGUUUGGGUCGGCAUCACUUAUUACUCCAUUGGUUUUGCUCCUGAGGCUAGCAGUUUCUUCAAGCAUCUGCUACUGAUAUUCCUGAUUCAACAAAUGGCUGCUGGGCUGUUUAAGCUUAUUGCUGCUGUCUGUCGGACGAUGAUCAUAGCCAACACCGGCGGUGUUCUUAUUCUGCUUCUAGUUUUCUUGCUUGGUGGCUUCAUUCUGCCUAAAAGUCAGAUUCCAAGUUGGUGGGAAUGGGCUUACUGGAUUUCACCUUUGACUUAUGGUUACAAUGCCUUUGCUGUGAACGAAAUGUACGCGCCUAGAUGGAUGAAUAAACGGGCAGCAGACAAUUCGACAAGUUUGGGCGUUGCGGUGCUUAAAAACUUUGAUGUUUUCCAAAACAAGAACUGGUAUUGGAUUGGUGCUGGUGCUCUUCUAGGGUUUGCUGUACUCUUCAAUGUCUUAUUCACCUUAGCUCUCAUGUACUUGAGUGCUCCCGGAAAGAAACAAGCCGUAAUCUCUGAGGAAACAGCAAUGGAAAUGGAAAACGAGGAAGACUCGAACGGUCAACCGAGAUUAAGAAUGACACAGUCACAGAAAGAUACAUUUCCUCGUUCAUUAUCUGCUUCUGAUGGAAACAAUACAAGGGACAUGGCAAUGCAAAGAAUGAGCAGUCAAUCCAGUCCGAAUGGACUGAAUCGAAAUGCAGAUUCAUCACUCGAGGCAGCUAAUGGCGUUGCGGCCAAAAGAGGAAUGGUUCUUCCAUUCACACCACUAGCCAUGUCAUUCGACAGUGUCAAUUAUUACGUCGACAUGCCUGCCGAAAUGAAGCAACAAGGAGUUGCAGAGGACAGACUGCAACUACUGAGGGAAGUAACAAGUGCAUUUAGGCCUGGAGUUCUGACAGCACUAAUGGGAGUAAGUGGAGCAGGAAAAACAACAUUGAUGGAUGUUUUGGCAGGACGGAAAACCGGUGGUUACAUCGAAGGUGAUAUCAGAAUUUCAGGAUUUCCCAAGGUACAAGAAACCUUUGCCAGAAUUUCAGGAUACUGUGAGCAGAAUGAUAUCCACUCACCCCAAGUUACAGUUAGAGAAUCCUUAAUCUACUCCGCGUUCCUUCGUCUUCCCAAAGAAGUUAGCAAAGAGGAUAAAAUGAUCUUUGUGGAUGAAGUGAUGGAAUUGGUAGAGCUUGACAAUCUGAAAAAUGCACUAGUUGGUCUUCCAGGAGUUACAGGAUUGUCAACAGAACAAAGAAAAAGGUUGACAAUUGCUGUUGAACUUGUAGCUAAUCCUUCAAUUAUUUUCAUGGACGAACCGACUUCCGGUCUCGAUGCACGGGCAGCAGCCAUUGUUAUGAGAACAGUCAGAAACACUGUGGACACCGGAAGAACCGUCGUCUGUACGAUCCAUCAGCCUAGUAUCGACAUCUUUGAAUCGUUUGAUGAGUUGCUACUGAUGAAGAGAGGAGGACAAGUUAUAUACUCAGGACCUUUAGGCACAAAUUCCCACAAGAUUAUUGAAUACUUUGAGGCGGUUCCUGGAAUCCCGAAAAUCAAAGAAAAGUACAACCCGGCGACAUGGAUGUUAGAAGUGAGCUCAAUAGCUGCAGAGGUUCGACUCGGAAUGGAUUUUGCAGAACAUUACAAGCAAUCAGCCUUACACCAGAGAAACAAGGGUUUAGCAAAGGAAUUAAGCGUACCGCCUACCGGAGCAAAGGAUCUUUAUUUCGAAACUCAGUAUUCUCAAUCUUUUUGGGGACAAUUCAAGUCUUGUCUUUGGAAACAGUGGUGGACUUACUGGAGAAGUCCUGAUUAUAACCUUGUCAGAUACUGCUUCACUUUAGUUGCUGCUCUUAUGGUUGGGACUAUUUUCUGGAAAGUUGGCACUAAAAGGGAUAGCUCAAGUGACCUGAGUACAAUCAUUGGAGCAAUGUAUGCUGCUGUCUUGUUUAUUGGUAUCAACAACUGCUCGACAAUACAGCCGAUUAUAUCGAUUGAAAGAAGUGUAUUUUAUCGCGAAAGAGCAGCCGGAAUGUACUCUUCAUUACCUUAUGCCCUCGGACAGUUUGUGUGCGAAAUUCCAUAUGUGCUAUUUCAAACAACAUAUUAUUCACUGAUAGUGUAUGCAAUGUUAGCAUUUGAAUGGACCGUAGCCAAAUUCUUCUGGUUCUAUUUUAUUUCCUUCUUCUCGUUCCUCUACUUCACAUACUACGGAAUGAUGACGGUUUCCGUCACGCCAAAUCUUCAAGUAGCAGCCAUUUUUGCAGCAACAUUCUAUGCACUUUUCAAUCUCUUCUCCGGCUUCUUCAUCCCGCGACCGAAAAUUCCAAAGUGGUGGGUAUGGUACUACUGGAUUUGCCCUGUGGCAUGGACAGUAUACGGACUAAUCCUGUCGCAAUACCGCGAUGCGGAAGACUUAAUUACAGUUCCAGGAAUGUUGGAAAAGUCUAAAAUUAGAGACUAUAUUCAAGAUUUUUACGGCUAUGAUCCAGAUUUCAUGGGACCAAUUGCUGCAGUUUUGGUUGGAUUCACUGUCUUCUUUGCAUUUGUCUAUGUUUAUGCCAUAAGGACACUCAACUUUCAGACCAGAUAGAUGUGUUUUCUGAGAUUAAAUUUGUAAAUAAAUAUAUUUUAUGCAGUAACUUUUAUAGAGGAUUUACAGUAAGUUAUUACUAGUUCAAAUUGGGCUAGUAAUGCUUGUUUUAUCACUUAGGUAUACAAAUAUUUAUUUUAUUAUAUAGAUGUGAUGUGAGAAUGUAAUAUAGUUAUGAAAAAAUUGUAAGGUGACAAGCUUUUGAGAAGUGUAUUUUGUAA
Mercurialis annua (annual mercury) is the source of this 4891-nucleotide messenger RNA. RefSeq names its product ABC transporter G family member 29-like. Gene Ontology annotation, molecular function: ATP hydrolysis activity; ABC-type transporter activity; ATP binding. Gene Ontology annotation, cellular component: membrane. The record is from RefSeq and is a predicted model, not a curated record. The coding region runs from base 189 to 4670 and encodes 1493 amino acids. The transcript has 20 exons. Lineage: Eukaryota; Viridiplantae; Streptophyta; Magnoliopsida; Malpighiales; Euphorbiaceae.